AUUUGUUUGGCCCUGCACGGCUUCCUUACACAGCGUGGAUUUCAAUGACAUUCUGAGCUUUCAUAAGACAGUUCACUUCUGAAUGGUGUAAAAAUGUCGUUAGCCUUUUUAUUCAGAACAGCAGUAAGAGGCGUUGCAAAGGUCAGCGUUUGCCAGCAUGUACAGUCGUUACACACAGGUUGUCAGCUCUUGGCAGCAGACAAAGCCCUCCUGAUGAAACUACGGAAAAGCACCGGCUACACUUUCAUUAACUGCAAGAAAGCACUGGAGAAGUUUGAUAAUGACAUAGCACAGGCAGAGACCUGGCUACACGAGCAGGCCCAGAAGGAGGGCUGGAGCAAAGCAAACAAACUGGAGGGUCGCAAAGCCAAAGAGGGUCUGAUCGGUCUGUUUGUAGGUGAUAAAGCUGCAGUUAUGGUGGAGGUGAACUGUGAGACAGACUUUGUUGCCCGGAAUGAGAAGUUCCAGCAGCUGGUUAAGGAUGUGGCAUUUGCCACCUUGGCUCACCACCAGAAUAAAACCCAAAGCCAGACAGGAUAUAUCAAGAGUGUCCUGGCAGGCGAAGAGUUAAGCAAACUCAGUGUGGGUGAAGGAGCUUCACUUGCAGACCAGGUUGCUCUCACAAUAGGUCGCCUUGGUGAGAACAUGUCAGUGAAACGGGCAGUGACAGUCGGUGUCCCUGCUGAGUGGCACAUCGGCUCGUAUGUGCACGGUGGUGUGAGCGGCCAGACUGAGGUGGCCAUGGGGCGGUACGGUGCCCUGGUCGUAUUCAAGGGUGGAAAGGAGGCAGAACAGGAAACUUUAGGCCGUAAACUGGGACAGCACGUAGUGGGAGAGGCCCCCGUGUCCCUGGGCAACAUGGAUGACCUGCCCUGUGGUGAAAGUGAGACACGUCUGCUGCCUCAGACCUUCCUGGGAGACCCCAGCAGGACUGUAGCGCAGUUCCUCAGGGGUCAACAGGCUCGAGUGCUGGACUUUGUCCGAUUUCAGUGUGGAGAGACCUCCAGCGAAGAAGCAAAAUGAAAGGAGGGAAAUCAUUUAUCCAGUAGGAUUUGUCAUUUGUCUUUAUUUCAUACGAAAAGUACCCAUUUAUUCUGUAACAUUCAGACAGUCAUACAUUGUCAUCAUGAAUUUGAAAGGAGAAUAUAUAGACCUACCAGCAUUGGUGCCUGAUGAAAUAAACAAUCCAUGAACAAA
This is a messenger RNA of Xiphias gladius (swordfish), 1197 nucleotides long. It is a transcript of the gene tsfm, whose product is annotated as Ts translation elongation factor, mitochondrial. The transcript has 6 exons. The record is from RefSeq and is a predicted model, not a curated record. Gene Ontology annotation, biological process: mitochondrial translational elongation. Gene Ontology annotation, molecular function: protein binding; translation elongation factor activity. The coding region runs from base 94 to 1023 and encodes 309 amino acids. Lineage: Eukaryota; Metazoa; Chordata; Actinopteri; Istiophoriformes; Xiphiidae. Gene Ontology annotation, cellular component: mitochondrial matrix.